This is a messenger RNA of Mustela erminea (ermine), 1278 nucleotides long. It is a transcript of the gene SYNGR4, whose product is annotated as synaptogyrin 4. Lineage: Eukaryota; Metazoa; Chordata; Mammalia; Carnivora; Mustelidae. The transcript has 6 exons. The record is from RefSeq and is a predicted model, not a curated record. Gene Ontology annotation, cellular component: neuromuscular junction; synaptic vesicle membrane. Bases 421 to 1224 code for a protein of 267 amino acids.
GGCGGGCAGCCCAACGUCCGCCCAGGCCACGCCCCGACUCAUGUCAGCUCCUGAGUAGGCGGGAAAAGGGCGGGGGCGGGACUUGGACGCAGCCAAUCAGCUGUGGAGGAGCGAAAAGGCGGGAAAAAGCGGAACCAAAAGACUGAGGCGGCGCCAGAGACCAGGAGGGGAGGGUGGGCGGAAGGAAGAGACGGCCUUCAGGUGACGAAGACCGGGCCUCCAGCGUAGGGGUGGCCCUUUGUCAGGCAGCAUCACCCCCAAGCCCAGCACCCCUAUUCCAGGCCCUUAAAGGGAAGACUCCGAUUCUAAGAAGCAGCCGAGCCCAGGGUGGGCCUGGAGCCCCUGGACGGCAGCGGCCAGCAGGCAGCACCCAGCAUCCCUGCUCACGCCCCCCAGGACCCCAGAAGCAGAGCAGCCACCAUGCACAUCCCUGAAAGCCUCCAGGACCUGGCUGACAGUGAAGCCGUGCAGUUUCUAAAGAGGCCCAAGACGAUCACCCGGAUCAUUGCAGGGGUCUUCUCCCUCAUCGUCUUCUCCUCCCUGCUGACCGACGGCUACCAGAACAAGACCGAGUCUUCGACGCUCCACUGCAUCCUGAACAGCAACAACGUGGCCUGCAGCUUCGCCGUGGGAGCCGGCCUCCUGGCCUUCCUCAGCUGCCUGACCUUCCUCGCCCUGGACGCCCACGAGAGCCGUGGCGGCAGCGCCCGCUUCAAGACGGCGUUCCAGCUGCUGGACUUCAUCCUGGCUGGCCCUGGGGCUCCCUCUUCUUGGUCUGAUCUCAACUGUCCCCACCUCCUCUUCCCCAUCUGCAGGAUCCCAGCGUCUCAGGCUGGGAAGGCCCUCAAAGUCCUGUGGACAGGCAUCUGGUUCGUGGGUUUCUGCUUCCUGGCUAACCAGUGGCAGCAUUCUUCACCCAAAGGGUUCCUCCUGGGAAGAAGCAGCGCCAAGGCCGCCAUCACCUUCGCUUUCUUCUCCAUCCUCAUCUGGAUAUUCCAGGCCUACCUGGCCCUCCAGGACCUCCGGAAUGACACUGCAGUCCCUUACAAGCGCUCCCUGGAUGAGGGUGGUGUGGUGCUGACCACCCUCUCCCCACCCUCAGCUGCCAGCCCUGUUAACACGCCCACCGCUGGCCCCAACAACCUGAGUUAUGCCAGUUCUGCCCUGUCCCCCUAUCUAACCACCCCGAAGGCCCCCCGCCUCGCUAUGAUGACUGACAACUGAACAUCCUCCUCCACAUCAGUAAAGAGAUACUCCUCCCUCCAGAAGGUUUCUGAA